This is a messenger RNA of Diachasma alloeum, 2681 nucleotides long. RefSeq lists its product as uncharacterized. Bases 1 to 2079 code for a protein of 692 amino acids. Lineage: Eukaryota; Metazoa; Arthropoda; Insecta; Hymenoptera; Braconidae. The record is from RefSeq and is a predicted model, not a curated record. The transcript has a single exon.
AUGAAAUGUAUCGGGGUUAUUAAUUCCCCCCGCAUUGAUUUCCAGGUCGCGCUGAACCUGCUGGUGAUUAUUGCCUCGGCUGAUUCACCAGAGCCGACUGCGUCGUCUGUGAGCGACCCGGAGAAAGGCCCCCAGAGCGCAGAGACUCCCGCCAGCCCCGACGACACCGAAACCGCCGAGGAAUCGGGCCGAUCUGCAAAAGAAGCCACCGACCUUCCGAUACUACCGCCGAUAAUUCUCCUGGACUUUGGGGAUGACAAUGCCACCACCUCCGACGAGAAAUCCAAGCGCACCGUGGACAGCGGUCUGGGCUACGGUUACCUCCGCAACAACUUGUUGAACGGAAAAUACAACUACUACUUCCCAGGGGGUAAAACCGGGACAACAGUGAGCAUCGAGGAGUCGAUAAGCCCGUUCGAGCCGAAGACGAUAAUCGAGCCGUUCAAGCCGAUCACAGAGCAGCCAACUGUCAAGCAAGCGCGUCCGCACCAGCAGAGCCUCAACCACAUGUUGAAUCAUCACCAGGUUUACGGGCAGCGCACGAGACUCCAAAAGUACUCACCCCCAGACGCCUACAACCCGCAGGGGUUCACCCCCUCGCCAAAAUCCGGCGUCGCCUACACGACGCUUCGUCCCGAGUACAAAAACGCGCAGAAUCCCCACUCAACCCCGAAGCCCCAGGAGACGUACCCAUCAGGAUUGAGUGAUUACACCUCAUCAAGAUCGGUUUACGACAACUACCAGUCGACGCCGUCGCCGACGGCUUCCUACGACCACCAGAACACCUAUAACCAGAGGCCCUUCGAGACGACAACAGCGAGACCGCUGCCCGUGGAUCCCGCGGCCUUCAACCUCCCGCGGUACACAAUAGAGAACGGAAUCAAAUACGAGAACAAGAUCGUCUGGAGGUACCAGGACGGGCGGAUAGCCAACGGCCCGCCGUCGUCCUUCGUCAACUCGUACUCGGAGUACUCAAGCCCUCAGGCGAGCCCACAUUACCAGAGCCUACAGAGGAACCCGAGCCAUCAGGCUCAAGACGUCCGACAGGAGACAGCUUUCUACGAGAAUCGGGGUCAGGAAGGCCGGUACCAAGAGGCCCAGCCUCCCUCGUACCAGAAUGCUAAUCCCUAUCAGAACGGCCAAGAGCCCGUCAGCAAUAUUCAUAAUCAGAGACCCGCGCAGUUUCCGGUUGACCAGGAUUCCAGGUAUCAGCAGCAUUCGAGUUCGUCCGCUUACAGUUCUUCUCAGCCGCAGCCGUACGACCUCUCCUAUCAGCAGAAGUACGGCUUCAGACCGAGGGAGAACCAUCAGGCCUCCAGGUACGAGAUGAGACCGGUCUCCAAGUACGCGGUUGACAGCCCAAACGCCGAGACGACGCCGACUCCGGAUCUGCUGACUCCCAGCGGACAAUUGAAGCCGAAUUUGCUGUCUAAGUACACGCCGCAAGCGCAGAGGUACCUGACGAAGGUUUUUGGACGGAAUCAGGGGGGGAAGGUGAGGGAGGAGUACCCACAGCCCACGCAGUACCCGAACAGUAACUACGAGAACCUUCUGAACUACAAUCCGUCGAUCUCGCAGUACAUCAGGGAUCCGUCGUCGAUUCUCAAUGCGCAGCCGACGUUCAUUCAGGCGGGGAAUUCCCUGAUUCCCGUCAUCAUUCUGAGGGUCGAUGGCGCACCGCCUGUGCAGACACAGCCCGCACCCAGCAUCAACCUGAAGGCCCUUCUCCAGCAAUACUUGAGCCAAUAUGCGGACAGCAAAGCUACUCUGAGCCAGACGUCUCGUUAUGAGUACAAGGGAGAUCGCAAAUCGGUUGAGUACAGCAAUCCGGUCAACGACUUGACGCGAUUGGCUCAUGUGCUGAGUCGCUACUCGCAGAAGCAGGAGAUCGAGUCGCCCGGGGAUUUUCCCACUCAGAAACUCGCGAAUCAUCCGCUCGAUUAUGAGUCGACGCGGUAUCAUGAGAAGAGCAGUUAUGAUACGAUCGAUCAGGAGAGGGCGCAGGCGAAACCCAAGUAUGGGGCCAGGAUCGGGGGGAAGCAGAAGGUGAAGAGCGUGCAGAUCAUCGAGAACUCCUGAUUCUCGGAUUUCAUGAGCAUUUUUUUUGGGGAAGUUAUUUAUGAGACUCGUGUGUACCUGAUGAAAAAUUAUAAUUUUUUUUUUGUGGGGGAUUUGGUGAUUGAUGGGGACAGUUGGGGGAGUUCUUCCCGUGCCAUUUUCCACUUCUCGUAAUUUUGGAGCGAAGUGGUAAAAGGAGAUGAGUGCUUUUUUUUAAAUAAAAAUUUUUGCGUGAAUCACAAUGAAAUAUUAAUUUUCAAAGGGUAAUAAUAAUGUUACGAAGUUCGAAAAAAUUGACUUAUCUUCUUUUACCAAUUCGCUUGUGAAUUGGUUGCAGUGGGGCGGGUUAAGUAAAGGUCAUGGGAUUAACGUUUGAUGUAAUAGCAAAAACCGGUUGCAGUUAUUAGUCGAUUGGGGACAGUCGGGGUUUUGAUGUGGACACGUUUUUAACACUGUUGGAGCCGCACUUUCUCAAUUUUUUAAAAAUGAAGCUGUAGUAAAGUCUCGGAAAGCACGCACGAAAAAAUUUAAUAGAAAAACCCAGCGAAUGCGUUAGAAAAUUAUCAUAGAAAAUCUAGAUUCUAGAUUCUUCCGGGGAAUUCGAGAAAAUUCUUCGAUUUUAC